This is a messenger RNA of Fusarium mangiferae, 1545 nucleotides long. RefSeq lists its product as uncharacterized. Bases 1 to 1545 code for a protein of 514 amino acids. The record is from RefSeq and is a predicted model, not a curated record. Lineage: Eukaryota; Fungi; Ascomycota; Sordariomycetes; Hypocreales; Nectriaceae. The transcript is spliced from 2 exons.
AUGGCUCGGCAAAUCCUAUUUGGGAACCAACUCCAUACGCUCGAGACGGCCGCUGAGUCGGAAAGGAAUCUCCUUCUCCUGUACACCCACCAAGAUGCCGCAGAAAAAUUUAAGCUCGAACUUUGGCAUCAGAGGCAAGCUAUUGUGAACUUGAUCCGGCAUCAUCUUGGUUUGCCUGAGAGUGCUAUUUGCACAGUUCUACCGCGCGAAUCUUGGUUACAAGGGGGGUUCAACAUCUGCGUUCUCGUUGAUGUGAAAAGAGCCGACUCAAGCAGAAAGCUAAUUUUCCGCUGCCCCAUGCCCCAUAAGUUCGCUGAGUCCUAUCAUCCUGGCUCGAUCGAUGAGAAGGUCAGCUGCGAGGUGGCGACAUACGUAUGGAUGUACGAGCAUUGCCCUGAUGUUCGUAUUCCAAAUCUCUUUGCAUUUGGCUUUACAGACAGUACUAGUUUUGUACACAUCCGGCACGCCUCAGUCUACACCAAACUCUGUCGUAAGGCCUGGAAAUGGAUUUAUAGGCACCUUCAUCUUCCACUACUAUCAGACUACAGGCAAGCCUCGGCCGCUCCAACCGUGAAUACCGCGUACUUACUGUUGGAACAUAUUGGCCCUGAGACAGGCGAAAUGCUCUCACUCACAUGGCCCAAUUACUUAUCUGAUAUCGAACGGCGAAAGAACUUAUUCAGAGGAUUGGCUCGCAUUAUGAUUUCGCUUGCGCGUGUCCCUCUACCUCAUAUCGGGUCCUUUAAAUUCAACCCCAGGAGUUGCACAGUCUCAUUAUCGAAUCGGCCCCUUACUUGUGCUAUGGCUAUCUUCGAGCAAAGUGGAACACCUAGGGUAAUCCCGCCCGAGCGAUGCUAUCAGAACACAGACAGCUUCGCGUCUGACAUGCUGACUCUGCAUGAUAACUAUCUGCUUCAUGAUUCACAUGCCGUGAGAGACGAGGAUGAUGCCCAAGAAAGAAUGGCCCUUCGAGCACUACUUCGGACAGUCACGCACUUUUUCGUCUUGCCCGAGCGACGCGGUGGUCCUUACCUCUUGCAGCCCACCGACUUUCAUCAGAGCAACAUAUUUGUGGAUGACGAAUGGAACAUUACCUGCCUGAUCGAUCUGGAGUGGUUUUGCUCACUUCCCGUGGAAAUGUUGUCUGUCCCUUAUUGGCUUACGGGUUGCAGCAUAGAUCAAAUCAUUCGUGAACAGUAUGAGUCUUUCGAUAAGGUGCGGAGGGAGUUUCUCGCAAGUAUGGAUGAGGAACUACAGAAGGUAACAAUGAAACAUGACAUUCAGAUAACUGAGGUAAUAAGAGACAUGUGGGAUUCAAAGGGAGUGUGGUAUUGGGCCUGUAUAAGAUCUCUGAACGGUUGGCUAUUUAUUGUUGAGGAUCACAUUAUUCCCAAGUUUUCUGCUGUUCAAGGCUUGAUCAAGGAUCUCAAACAGGUGUCCUUGUUCUGGCAGGAAAAUUCCAGCCAUCAUAUAAAAGCUAAAGUCGCCGACGAGAAAAGAUACCAGGACGAACUUCAGUCUUUGUUUGAGUAUCACAAACGCUAA